AAAGGCGGCGCUGUAAACUUUCAAGUCUUGCGCGGAAAAUUAGCUCCCUCUCCGCCCCGCGACUGUCCGAGCUCGGUGACGUCAUCCGACGGGCCAAGCCGGCUUCUUGUUACCAUAGAAACAGAAAGCGUUCUCUUCUACAGCUGAGGCUUUGUGUCACUCCUUUUUCCUUCCCGCUUGGACACCACCGGACCGCUUUAGUUGUCACACUCCUUUUUCGGCGGAAACGUGGUUAGGAUUAUAGCGGAAGUGGGGGCGGCGUUUUUCCUCUUUCGUCCUGGCGGCUGAGGGAAGAUGACUAAGGGAACAUCCUCCUUUGGCAAGCGCCGCAAUAAGACUCACACUUUGUGCCGCCGUUGCGGGUCUAAGGCCUACCAUCUUCAGAAGUCUACCUGUGGGAAAUGCGGAUAUCCUGCUAAACGCAAGAGAAAGUAUAAUUGGAGUGCUAAGGCCAAAAGGCGCAAUACUACUGGGACUGGACGCAUGAGGCAUCUUAAAAAGGUUUACCGGAGAUUCAGGAAUGGAUUCCGUGAAGGGACAGCGCCAAAGCCUAAGAGAGCUGCUGUUGCAGCAUCCAGCUCAUCUUAAGGACUCAAUCGUCUGAUUAAAAUAAAUGGUGUCUUCUAUGGAAGAAAAA
Heteronotia binoei (common prickly gecko) is the source of this 637-nucleotide messenger RNA. RefSeq names its product ribosomal protein L37 (gene RPL37). Gene Ontology annotation, molecular function: RNA binding; structural constituent of ribosome. Gene Ontology annotation, biological process: translation. Gene Ontology annotation, cellular component: ribosome; cytosolic large ribosomal subunit. The transcript has 4 exons. The record is from RefSeq and is a predicted model, not a curated record. Bases 295 to 588 code for a protein of 97 amino acids. Lineage: Eukaryota; Metazoa; Chordata; Lepidosauria; Squamata; Gekkonidae.